GCUCUGCAGGCUCAGCGGAGACGGAUCAGAGGCAGCACGGCACUAUAAAACCCCACGGCUCCUGAAGGCAGCGCAGCACUCACCUGGCUGGCUGGGAGAAAGGAAGAGGAGAAGAUCCUGAGGAAGAGGAGUGUUUUCAGAGGAAGGGUGGAUUGAUGGAUCGCAGGAUGUGGAUCUAUCGCAGCUUCCUGUGUGCUUCGCUGGUCUGUGGUUUGGCGCUGGACUCCAACACCAUCCGGUCGUCCAAAGAGGCGGCGCUGCAGAACGGCGAGCAGCCGAGGGGAGGCUGCAGUAACAGAGCUCAGAGGAGACACUCCAACACCGACCGACAGCUGGACCGACACCAAGUCAAAGACAGAAUCACAGACAGCUUCAACAGAACCAAAGAGAUAUCGAUCUGCGUCCGAUCCGGGGACUGUGCCGCCGGCCUCUGCUGCGUCCGGUACCUAACCUGGAAGCGGUGCCAGAAGAUCCCGCUGGAGGGCGAGGCCUGCCAGCUGUGGGGCGCCACCAAGCGCCACCGCAACCUGGGCCGCUGCAACUGCGCCGCCGGGCUGGCGUGCGCCGCGGCAGGCGGCGCAGAUCAGGCCAGCAGCAAGCGGCAGGGAGUCUGCAUGGUCCGGUCCGGACCAGCCCAGAGGAAGACCAGGCACUCCGGCCGGAAGAAGAAGAGGACGGCGGAGCGAAGCUGCUGAAGGAACUGAGCCAGGGAUGGGGUCCAAACUGGCCUGGGGGCCGUGACCGGGCCCUCCAUUCAACCUU
Xiphophorus couchianus (Monterrey platyfish) is the source of this 762-nucleotide messenger RNA. Its product is annotated as dickkopf-related protein 1. NCBI's taxonomy places the organism in Eukaryota, Metazoa, Chordata, Actinopteri, Cyprinodontiformes, Poeciliidae. Bases 156 to 695 code for a protein of 179 amino acids. The transcript is spliced from 3 exons. The record is from RefSeq and is a predicted model, not a curated record.